This is a messenger RNA of Alternaria arbusti, 375 nucleotides long. RefSeq lists its product as uncharacterized. The transcript is spliced from 3 exons. NCBI's taxonomy places the organism in Eukaryota, Fungi, Ascomycota, Dothideomycetes, Pleosporales, Pleosporaceae. The record is from RefSeq and is a predicted model, not a curated record. The coding region runs from base 1 to 375 and encodes 124 amino acids.
AUGUCCUCAUCAACGCCCAACUCUACUGAUGCAUCCCCAGUAACGCGCAUAGCGACAUUUCGCUUCCUCCCCAAUGUGACCGCGGAGCAAAAGGGCGAUCGCGCAUCUGCCUUUCUCGCGCUGUACGCCGAACAUCCAGAACUGCUGGUCGAAGGGCCGAAGGGAGGGAGGCCACUGAAUACGCCCCUGAACUUGACAAAUGUGAAGCGGGAGAGUGUGUGGGACUUGGGUUUCGUUGUAGUCUUCAAGGAUGAAGCCGCGAGACAGGUGUUUGAUAAAGACCCGACGCACGAUAAGCUAAAGAACGAGACGGACCCGCUGCUCGAGCAGGUGUUUGUGUAUGACUUUGUCGCGCAGCCGAAUUUGGGGUGGUGA